AUGGCAAGGGGAGCACUGCUGGCAGCCCUGGGCCUGUGGAUCCACUACCUCGCUGCUCUCUGCACAGCUACUGCCACGACACAAGCCACUGUCCCAAGAAGCACCAUAGAAACAAAGAGAGACUUUGAGGGGAUCGAGAGCAAAUUUUCUUUAAGGACAGCUGACGAACCUGAUGAUGACAUCUGCUACUUGGUCCCUGGUCAAGAAGACACCGUGGCACGCUGCAACUUCAACCAUACCAGUAAAACCUUUGUGGUGAUCCAUGGAUGGACGGUAACUGGAAUGUACGAGAGCUGGGUCCCAAAGCUGGUGGACGCUCUGUAUAAGAGAGAACCCGACUCUAAUGUUGUCGUUGUAGAUUGGCUAAGUCGUGCCCAGCAGCAUUAUCCAGUAUCUGCUGCCUACACUAAACUGGUUGGAAAGGAUGUAGCUGUAUUUAUUGACUGGAUGGAGGAACAAUUCAAUUACCCACUCGACAACCUCCAUUUGCUGGGCUAUAGUCUUGGUGCCCAUGCUGCUGGGAUUGCUGGAAGUCUGACCAAAAAGAAGAUUAACAGGAUCACUGGUUUAGAUCCAGCUGGACCUAACUUUGAAUAUGCUGAAGCAACCACGCGCCUCUCCCCGGAUGAUGCUGAUUUUGUUGAUGUCCUACACACCUACACCAGGGGGUCUCCGGAUCGCAGCAUUGGGAUACAGAAGCCCGUUGGGCAUAUUGACAUCUACCCAAAUGGAGGGGGCUUUCAGCCAGGCUGUAAUCUAGGUGAAGCGCUGCGUCUGAUUGCAGAAAAAGGCCUUGCAGAUGUGGAUCAACUGGUGAAGUGCUCUCACGAACGCUCAAUCCACCUCUUCAUCGACUCCCUCUUGUACGAAGACAAGCCAAGCCUGGCCUACCGCUGCAACACCAAGGAGACCUUUGAGAAGGGUCUGUGUCUGAGCUGCAGGAAGAACCGCUGCAACAAUCUGGGCUAUACGGUCAGCAAAGUGAGAGCCAAGAGAAACAGCAAAAUGUAUUUGAAGACUCGCUCUCAGAUGCCCUAUAAAGUCUUUCAUUACCAGGUCAAGGUCCAUUUUUUUGGAAAGGAGAAUGUGACCAAGACAAAUCAGCCGUUCCUGGUCUCUUUGUAUGGCACUGCCGAUGAGAGCAAGAACAUUGCUUUGAUACUACCUGAAAUUUCCACAAACAAGACCUACUCCUUCCUGGUUUACACCGAGGUCAGUAUUGGAGACCUCCUCAUGCUGACAUUGCAGUGGGAGAAGGAAUCCAUUUUCAGUUGGUCGGACUGGUGGACCGCCUACGCUUUUGACAUCCAGAGGGUCAGAGUGAAGGCAGGAGAAACUCAGAAAAAGAUGGUGUUCUGCUCUCGCGAUGGCAUCUCUCACCUCAAAAAAGGGAAGGAGGCUGUGGUAUUUGUGAAAUGCGCUUAUAAGCCCAACAACACAGAUACAGGAGACCAGUCAAGACCUUAA
Molecule: messenger RNA, 1467 nt
Organism: Emys orbicularis (European pond turtle)
Lineage: Eukaryota; Metazoa; Chordata; Testudines; Emydidae
Gene: LPL
Product: lipoprotein lipase
Exons: 10
Coding region: 1-1467 (488 amino acids)
Biological process (GO): triglyceride catabolic process; very-low-density lipoprotein particle remodeling; fatty acid biosynthetic process
Molecular function (GO): lipoprotein lipase activity; apolipoprotein binding
Source: RefSeq, a predicted model, not a curated record